CGUCAUUCUAUCUGUACCCAACCAUGGCGUGCAGCUUCCCGCGAACCAAGUUCGCGACCGCAACACCCCUCGGUACGCUAUUCAGCUCUCCCGCAGCCCAUAAGAAGCGAAUGAAGACCACUGCCCUGCGAACGCUGUACCGAAAUCUCUGCCAUCAGACCCUCCCUUCAUCUACGCCAUCCUCCAUUUCGCGCAACGCAUUCACACUACGACGAUCGAUCCUCGCACCAAGCAGCAGCACCACCACCGCCGCCAGCAAGCUCCUCCACCCUCGUCAGGUUGCUACUAGCACGUUCUCGACGUUUACACACUUGAAGAUGUCCGACGCAGACUACGCGGCGUUCCUGGAUAAGGCGAACCAGGACCCCAACGAGGGGCACGCUACUACGACCAGCAGCAAGAGCAAGGAGUUCAAGGCACAGGACAAGGGCGUCGAGGUGCCCAAGGCCAUUCAGGAUGUGUUGAAGCAAGACAAGGUGUACAUCUCGGACGCGGAUGAGCCGUUUGUCGGCGUCGCGUUGCAGUGGGAUGAGGCUGGCAAGGGUCUGCCCGACGAAGUUGAAUUCGCGCAGCUGAUUGACCACCCCGACGCCGAGAACGCGGACGUGGAGCUCCUCGACCCCGUGGACUGGGACUCGAACGGCGAUUACAAGGACGUCAUCGAGGCGGUCCGCAAGGGGGGCAAGGGCAACGACGUUAGAGUUUACAAGGUGCCAAAGGGCGGUGUCCGGACGGAGUACUGGCUCGUCACGACGGAUGGGAAGGGAAAGGAGGCGAAGCUCGUCGGCGUCAAGGCGCUGUCUGUCGAGAGUUGAGUUUCUCUCCUCCGACUCGCAGCAAGGAUGGAGAACCCGAGUAAAUGUGAGGCGGGACGGAAAGAUAUGGGCCAGCCAGCCGGUCAGCUUGGUCCUCUAACGGUUCGAUGAGCAGUGGCUGAUUUAUACGUAGCAAAAACGCAGCUCAUGUUUGUACAGCAACAUUACCAAUUAUAGCAUCCUGAAAGGGCGUCUUCUUUCUUGCCGAUUUCACU
Messenger RNA from Colletotrichum phormii, 1030 nucleotides. RefSeq lists its product as uncharacterized. The coding region runs from base 24 to 815 and encodes 263 amino acids. Lineage: Eukaryota; Fungi; Ascomycota; Sordariomycetes; Glomerellales; Glomerellaceae. The record is from RefSeq and is a predicted model, not a curated record. The transcript is spliced from 2 exons.